Apis dorsata (giant honeybee) is the source of this 2178-nucleotide messenger RNA. Its product is annotated as putative serine protease K12H4.7. Gene Ontology annotation, molecular function: dipeptidyl-peptidase activity; serine-type exopeptidase activity. The transcript is spliced from 9 exons. NCBI's taxonomy places the organism in Eukaryota, Metazoa, Arthropoda, Insecta, Hymenoptera, Apidae. The record is from RefSeq and is a predicted model, not a curated record. Gene Ontology annotation, biological process: proteolysis. The coding region runs from base 247 to 1731 and encodes 494 amino acids.
AAUGAAUUAAACAACAAAAGAGGUUAUACGCAAUACAUAUAAUGUUUCUAAAAUCUUUGUCGGCAACACUAAGUCAAUAUUUUUUCAAUUCGUUUACUUCACCAUAAAUUAUCAUUACUUGAAGAUAAACGUAUUUAUCUUUAUUCUUUACGUUUGUCAAAUUUUACAUCGAUCAAUAUCAUUAUUUCUUCGUAAAUAUAAAGUACAUUCUAAUUUAUCAUAUAAUUAAACCAGAUUUGAUAUAGAAUGUAUCAGUUUCUAUAUCUAUUGUUCUUUAUUAGCUUAAUAAAUAAUAGUAUAUCAUGGAAAAUAUUUAUGAGAGGUCGAAGUAAAUAUGGUAAUCUAGGUGCUCUAAUUUUAUCUGAAAAUUAUAAACUUCCAAACGAGCAAUGGUUUACACAGUUUUUAGAUCACUUUGAUCCAACUGAUGCACGUGUUUGGCAACAGAGAUAUUUUAUAAAUGGAGAAUAUUACAAAAAAGGAGGACCUGUAUUCUUAAUGAUAAGUGGUGAAGGUACAGCAACUGCUAAAUGGAUGGUAAAAGGCCAAUGGAUUGAAUAUGCUAAGCAAUUUGGAGCAUUAUGUUUUCAAGUAGAACAUCGUUUUUAUGGAAAAAGUCAUCCUACUUCAGAUCUUAGUGUGAAAAAUUUAAAAUAUCUUUCCUCACAACAAGCACUUGCAGAUUUAGCUUACUUUAUAGAAAUUAUGAAUAUUGAUUAUAAAUUACCAAAUAAUACUAAAUGGAUUGCAUUUGGAGGGUCAUAUGCUGGAUCAUUAGCUGCAUGGUUGCGUUCUAAAUAUCCUCAUUUAUUACAUGGAGCUGUUUCUGCAAGUGGCCCUUUAUUAGCAGAGAUUGACUUUCAGGAAUAUUAUAUUGUUGUUGAAAAUGCUCUCAAACAAUAUUCUGAAGCAUGUGUGAAUACAAUAGUAGAAGCAAAUAAACAAUUUCACAUAAUGUUACGUCAUCCAAUCGGUCAACAAGGAAUAGCUAAAAAAUUUGUUUUAUGUGAUCCUAUUGAUUCUGGAUACACUAAACGUAGUGAUAUUUCUAAUUUGUAUGAAACAAUAGCGAGUAAUUUUGCUGGUAUUGUACAAUAUAAUAAAGAUAAUCGUAAUAAUUCUGCAAUGGCUAAUUUGACUAUCGAAAGCGCUUGUGAUAUUUUAAUGAAUGAUAGUUUGGGUAUUGCCAUAGAUAGACUUGCAAUUUUAAGCACUAAAAUAUUGAAUGCAUCAAAAGAAAAAUGUUUGGAUUAUAUAUAUAGUAAAAUGAUUCAUAAACUUCGAAAUGUAACUUGGGCUUCUGAAGAAGCAGAAGGAGGACGACAAUGGAUGUAUCAAACGUGUACAGAGUUUGGAUUCUUUCAAACUUCCACAGCACGUCCAAAAUUAUUUAGUGAAACAUUCCCAAUAGAUUUCUUUGUGCAACAAUGUAUUGAUGUGUUUGGCCCAAGAUACAAUAUUCAUUUACUGAACUCGGCAAUAAAUAGAACAAAUAUUUUAUAUGGAGCAUUAAAUUUAAAAGUUACAAAUGUAGUAUUUGUACAUGGAUCAAUUGAUCCUUGGCAUGUUUUGGGACUUACGAAAUCAUCGAAUCCACAAAUGCCUGUUAUUUAUAUCAAUGGUACUGCUCACUGUGCUAACAUGUAUCCAUCUUCCAAAGAUGAUCCACCUCAAUUAAAAACUGCCAGAAUAAAAAUCGAAAAUCUCAUCAGUCAAUGGUUGCAUAAUUAAAUGUGAUAUAUUUUUUUGUUUUAUGUGAUACACAUAUUUAUAUAAUAAUAACAAUUAGAUUUCCUAUUAUUUUUUUUUAAUGAAACAAUAAUGAUUACAAGAAUUAAGUUUAUUUAAGUAACUUUUUAAACAAUUUGUAUUCGUCCUUUAUAAACUUCUGUAAAGCAAUCAUACUAUAUAAAUAUUUUUAAUUCAAUAAAUGGUGCAUUUAUUAAAACUAAAAGUAAUUAUUUACGUAUAUAACAAAUUAUUCGUGAUAUAAUGUUUACUAUUUUGUAUGUCCUUUAUAUUAAACCACAAGAAUGUAUGUAUAGUUACAAUUAAACAAAUUUGCCCAUAAUGGCACUAUUACAAUUUCUUGUGAUUAUCGAUAUAUUAAAUAAAUACAUGUACAACUUAUUAUGAAUAUAUCUUAUAUCAGUCAAAUAAAUACAUAUUAUUUAUUAA